Culex quinquefasciatus (southern house mosquito) is the source of this 1167-nucleotide messenger RNA. Its product is annotated as kielin/chordin-like protein. The transcript has 5 exons. The record is from RefSeq and is a predicted model, not a curated record. Lineage: Eukaryota; Metazoa; Arthropoda; Insecta; Diptera; Culicidae. The coding region runs from base 145 to 1011 and encodes 288 amino acids.
UUUGUCCGCGAAGCCCCAGUGUUCACACCUGAAUAGUGCGUUGUGCGACAGUCGAACGAUUGCCGAUUUCACGAUUCAGUCGAGUUUCAUUCAUUGUUGAGAUCAGUUCACCGGUUCCGUUCCGGAGAAUCUCGCGCCAUUAUCAUGGAGAAGGUCGUCAUCGUUGCGGUUCUGUUGUGCUGCUCAUUAGUUGCACUUUGCAACGCUGAAACGGAAGAGCCAUGCCCUGCCCCACCAAAGCACUACACAGAGCUUGGCUGCAAACCCAUCAAAGACGAAGGACAUCGUUGCCCAAAUCGGUACGAGUGUCCGGAGCUAACGGAUCGUGACGGCCAAAAGUGCUACUUCAAUGGAAACAUUUACGAGCCCGGAACUGGUCUGUCGAAAACCGACCAGGAGCUGGUCAGCUGUAGCCCGGCAUGCCGUUGCAAUAACAAAACAUCGCCAGCAUCCUUCACCUGUGCCUCGAUCGACUGUCCGGAGUUCUUUGGCCAGAAGGAGGACUGCAUCUACCAGUACGAAAAGGGCCAGUGCUGUUCCUCGGGAGCGCCAGUUUGCGGGGAGGACAAGAUCGAACAGUUGGCCGAGUGCUACUUCGAAGGUGAACUGUACCGGGAAGGUCAAAAGAUGUAUCCGACGGAGGAAUCGUGCUACAGCUGCCACUGCCAGAAGGGCUUCGACAACAGCACGGUGGUGGGCAACCCGCACUGCCAGGAAGUCAACUGUGGAAUCGAACUGCGCAGCUCGGAACGACUGGCCCGUGGAUGCAUUCCGGUGUACUUUGGAAACGACCGAUGCUGUCCGAUUUCGUGGAGAUGUCCGGAGGACAAGGAUACCGUUAUCGUCGAAGGUCGUCGUGGAGCCGAUGAAGUCACCGAUCCCAAGAUGCAGUGCAAGUUUGGAAAGUUGACCAUGGGUGUGGGAGAUUCGAUUUCCUCGGAAGACAAGUGUGUCUCGUGCAAGUGCACUGUCCCGCCGAUGCCGCAUUGCAUCCAGAGCAGGGAAUGUUAACUCUGGUUGGAGUUCAGUAUUCGUUUGAGUUAUCCCGUUGGUGCUUAAAUCUACAGCAAAACGUACAAAAUUAUUUCACUUAUUUAUUGUAUACAUUGUAGUUGAGUAAGAAAUCAAAAAGAUCAAUAAACUGCAUGCACUUUUUGAACAUUCAAA